Molecule: messenger RNA, 3436 nt
Organism: Xiphophorus couchianus (Monterrey platyfish)
Lineage: Eukaryota; Metazoa; Chordata; Actinopteri; Cyprinodontiformes; Poeciliidae
Gene: alg13
Product: ALG13 UDP-N-acetylglucosaminyltransferase subunit
Exons: 23
Coding region: 28-2478 (816 amino acids)
Biological process (GO): protein deubiquitination
Molecular function (GO): K63-linked deubiquitinase activity; cysteine-type deubiquitinase activity
Source: RefSeq, a predicted model, not a curated record
ACGCGGAGCGCGGUUCGGUUCGGCGGGAUGCAGAAAGGCCUGAAGAAGUACUUCGUGAACAUGGAUGAGUACCUGUCCAGUCUGGGUCUGUACCGGAAGAUGGUCGCGCGGGACGCGUCCAGCCUGUUCCGGGCCGUGUCCGAGCAGCUCUACUUCUCCCAGAACUACCAUCAGAAGAUCCGACUGGACUGCGCGAGCUUCAUGCGGGCCAACAGGUGCAACUUUGAGCCGUUUGUGGAGGGUUCCUUUGAGAAGUACCUGGAGCGUCUGGAGGAUCCCAAGGUGAGUCCCUGUGAGCUUCUGUCUCACCUGAGCUCACCUGGAUCCCACCAGCUCAGUGUGUGUGUGUGUUUCCAGGAGACGGUGGGUCAGGUGGAGAUCAAGGCUCUGUCUCAGCUCUACAGGCGGUGCUUCCUGAUCUACCGUUACCCCGGGAAACCGGCCACCGUCAUCUCAGAGAACGACUUUGAGGACAAGGUAACCCUGUGCUGCUCCAUCAACGGUCACUAUGACAUUAUCUAUGGGCGGAGCUACCCAGCCUCAGCGGCGCUGUGCCAGUCUCUGCUCUACGAGCUGCUCUACACUCAGGUGUUUGGCGUGGAGGGGGUGGAGCUCUGGCAGGCCAUGGAGACCUUCAGGGCCGGAGGUCGUCGCUACAGAAACAGCCUGUCUGUGUGCAGCGACGUUGACGUGGGCUACGACGCACCUGAGGACCGGCUGCACAGGGACGAGGCGGAGGCGGGCGGAGCAGCAGAGGAGACCAAGCCGCCUGCUGAGGCUCCGCCCACCUCCAGACUCUGUUUGCCCUACAAGGUCCUGAAGUCUCUGGACGGCGACGUCUACAGGAACCUGGAGUUUGACGUGUGGCAGGACACCUGCAAAGAGAUGCAGAAGACGGACUACAUGGUGUUCGCGGGGCGACAGUACUUCCUGGGAGACAAGUGCCAGGUCCGCCUGGAGCCCAAAGGGAAAUUCUACAACGCCUUCAUCCAGGAAGUGGGAACCCACUCGACCGCCGUCACCGUGUUCAUCGAGGAGCUGGGAGAGAAACACCUGGUUCCAUUGACCGAUCUGAAACCAGUCAACCCAGUGCCUGCCUGGAACGUGGCGGCGCCGCCCAGGAAAGGAGAUCCGGACCCAGAGUCUCGAGGUCAACGCCAUCACCGCCAUCGUUACUUCAGGAAGUCCCGCGGUAGUAGCGGGGCAAAGGGGGCGGAGCUACUGCUGCCGCCACCCGUCUCCUAUGGAGGCCCCGCCCUUUCACCUCUCCCUCCCCGCUUCCAACCCGCGGGUCACCCUCGCCCACCUCUCCCCCCGUCACCAGGGGCCAUGACCUACGACCCCUAUGCCUCCCCACACCACCACCCCCCUGCAGCGAGAGCCCCACGCUACGGCGUGUCGAGUCCUGCUCGGUUCCUGAACCGUCAGCUGAUUGGUCCACAGCUGACCUAUUACCACCCAGGCAGAAGAUAUUACCAUGACUACGAGAACUACGCCUUCCGGUCCCGCCGCAGUCGGCGCCACCUGCUGGCCGUCAGUAAGGAAUGUCAGUUCGGGUUUCCCGCUGAGGCGGUGGAGGAAGCGGCCGACCUCGACCCGCCCAUGACCUUCUACCAGCUGGAGGACGCCGGCGACGCCGUCUUUCCCCCCCUGCAGGGCCCUGCUGUGGCUCCGCCCAUUGGGGCCCCCUCACCGCCCUCAGGCUCCUCCUACCGGGUGCAGCGGGCCGCGGCAAGCCGCCCGCCGGCCUCCCCGCCCGAAGCCACGCCUCCCUGCUCCUCGGAGGACGACCAGGCGGACGCCAGCACGGUGGAGGACCAGGUCGAGUACACGGAGGAGUACGUGUUCGGCGCCCCGGAUCAAAGCUACCAGAUGCCAGGUGUCUACCCAACCGAUGAGCCCGCCGCCACUCAGGACGUACAGGAAAGGGGUCCCACCAACUCUCCAAGCAGAUCAGACAUAUCCUACAGCUACACUCCUCAGAUGUGUUUGUUCCAGGUGGUGAAGCCGCUGCCCAUCAUCUGCUCCUCCCCUUCCUCCUCCUCUUCCUCGCCUCCCUCGCCGUCCCGGGUCCCGGCCGCCCCUCACCUGCUGCCGGCCGCACACGCUCAGACUCGCCCAGUUUCCAUGAUGAUAUCCGCUGCUGCUCCCUGGUUGGUCAGCGAGUCAGGCGAGCCCCUGUGCACUGUACUGGCUCCGCCCUCUUACUCCUACGACCCAAGCGGCAGCGACUUACCCAGAGACUGCAGGGUUGUCCAGUACUACUACAACCUGGGAGUGCAGUGGUUCCACCAGAGCUGCUGGCCGCAGCAGCAGGCCUACCCCUCCCCCACCUUGCCGGAGCUGGCCUACCCCUACCAGCACUACCCGCCCUACCCGGGCCAGGAGCCCCCCCCCCACGGUGAGUCGGGUCCAGAGUUGAUGGACAGAACAUCCUCUCUAGAACCGGGUCGUUUGGGCCGGAGCUCAACCGUCUGACACCAGAGUUGGUUUGAAACCAGUCUGAACUGGGAUAUGAUAACUCCUUCCUAUGCUUCUGCCCCCAGCGGCCCCCCCUCCCUUCCCUGAGAGCGGCCGGGCCCAGCAGCCCCCCUCCUCCUACCCAGAAUCCUCCAGGGCAGCGGACGGCCAGGCCAGCGGCCCCGCCCCCUCCGCGGAAGGACCCACCUCCAUCAUGACCCCAGCGUCUCCAGGCUCUGGCCCCUCAGGACUACUGUACCCGGAUCAGACUGCCCUUCCUGCCCCUACUCUGCUGCACCUGCCGUUCGAAGCUCCGCCCCCUGCUGGCUACCUGCCAGCAGCGCCUCACCCUCCUCUUCCUCACCUGCCCCAGUCCUCUUACCAUCCUUGUGUUCCUCCUUCUGCCCACUGGGGGGCCCUGUCGACUUCAGGCCACGCCCCCCGGGUGUACUGUCCCGCCCCCAGUCCUCAUGUGGUCGGCUACAUCACUGCCCCCCACCCUCACCACACCCCCACUCACUACGUGCCCCCCUCCAUGUGAACGUUAGCUUGUGGCUAACAGCUCCCUUUAUUUUCAAUGGGCAGCGCUAGCUGGUUCAGGUUCAAACUAAAAUAAGUCACAUGACUGAGAUGUGCUAGGCUAGCAGCUAGCUGAUGGCUAACUGCUAACAUGGUUUUCUCCACCAUGUCUGCCACAGUCACUUCCUGUUCAGAAGAUGGAGCAAUCAGAACCGGGUUCUUCUGAACAGCAGCCAAUCAGAGUGGGGGGCGGGGCUAAGGGCAGGGCUAGUCCCUCACCUUUGGAGGGAUUUCUUUGUGUUCAGUUCUGGUGCCGGUUUGUUUUGAGUGAAUAAAGUUCGUUCCACAGCAGAACCGGGUCCUUUUCAUUUCUGGGCUUAAGGGGGCGGAGCCUGACUCCCUGGUACCAGAACCGGACCCGGAGGGGGAGUUCUGGUUUAAAGUGAGCGACCUCAGC